Molecule: messenger RNA, 893 nt
Organism: Arabidopsis arenosa
Lineage: Eukaryota; Viridiplantae; Streptophyta; Magnoliopsida; Brassicales; Brassicaceae
Source: the annotation of a GenBank genome assembly
CACAACACUCACAUCACUAUGGGUUUUUCCACUAGCUCAUGUCUCUUCUUCUUCUUCUUAACAUUUGUUCUUUUCUCCACCCAAAUCGAUGCAAGAGACAGCUACUCAUUUGGCAAGUUCCAAAGAGAAUACCCCAAAGAGCAAAACCCUAACAAUCUUGUCCCUGUCCAAACCAACGAGAAGAAAGAGCCAGAUGACCAGAACCCUGCCUUUAUCCCCCAGUCCGAAAACGGGUACGGCUUGUAUGGUCACGAGACAACCGACAACAACAAUGAAGAGUACAAUAACAAGUACGAGGAUAACGUUAACUACGACGACUCUUUCUCCACCCCAAGCCUAAGCGAAGCGGCCCAAACGCAAGAAUCUUACAAAAACUACAGAGAGAGCUAUCCUAAGACUACUGAGAUUUACGACAACAACAAGGACACGAGCUACUACGAAAACUCAAAUGCUUACGGGACGGAUAAGAGAGAGGAGGCGUACAAGGGUCGUUAUAACAACAAGGACACGAGCUACUACGAAAACCCCAAUACUUACGGGACGGAGAAGAGAGAGAAGGAGGCGUACAAGGGUUAUAACAACAACGUAGAGAGACAAGGGAUGAGCGAUACGAGGUAUAUGGCGAAUGGUAAGUACUACUACGACCUUGACGACGACAGAAACCACGGCCGUUUCUACCAGAAUCAUUACUACAACUACAAGCCCACCAGUUACAAUGAGAAGAAAUCCAACUUCAGGAAUCCCUACGAUUCCAACCAACAGUCGGAGAUGUUCGAGGAAGAGCAAGGAGAUCAGUUCUCUCCAUGAGCAUGCCCACAUGAAACAAAAAUAAGUAUUUGCUUUUAUGUUUUCGAUUUUUGUUUCAAAUGGUUUAAUAUAAUUAUCAGUCAAAA